GGAUUUCCUAGCAAAAAAGAAAAAAAAAAGAAAGAAAUUGAAUGACCCGUUUUGCAAUCGUCUGACCCACACUGUCUCUUUCUUCAACAACAUCCCCUCGUUUUCUAGGAAACGAUUGAUGAUGUGUAGCUGUAGAUAAUUAUGAAUGUUUGUUUUCCUAAUUCGAAUGAUCUAUCCCUAUACGUCUUAGGUUUCCCUCCUAGUCUACGAUGCCAUCCUGAUUGAAAUAUGGAGAGAGGAAAUCUUGCCUCACUUGCUCAAGACCGAGUCAUCCCUUUCACCUUUAAUGAUUUACUCGGUGGUGAGUUGUCACAGAAUAACAAUAACGAAGAGAGCCUCCUCACUCACAUGAUUGUCUGUGUGUCCGAAAACAAAAGCCUUGUAAAACAAAUAAAAGAAAGGAAAAGACAAAAGCCUUUCUCACAUGCAAGACAAUUCCCUUUUUACCUUAUUGUUUUGGCAGCUGUACCACGAAGGAGCAGUCAUUAGCUUGCUGGAGCUAUUGCUGUACCAUUCAGCAGCCUGUGAAGCCCUGGGCGACUCAAUCGUCGACUUGAUAGACUAUUGCCACCGCACGCUUUUGCGUUCAGCAGCAUCGCCGUCGUCGUCGUCAAGGCACCACCCGUCCUUGGCCGACAGCCCAGUCCUCAAGCACCUGGACGUCAGCCACUUGGAGGCCAACAUCGCCAUCCGCUGCAUCGCCAUUCUGCGUUUUCUCGCCGGUCACGCAGACAAUUUGUCCGAAAUAGUUACAUCCCGGAUGCUUACAACGACGGACGUGCCACUGUUGGCGGUCCAGCUACUGACGGACCAGCGACCGUGGAUCCGGCGGGAAAAACGACGACGUAUGGGCAGCGAUGACAGCGGAAGUCGAGACGAUGGUGACGACGAAAUAGUCGAAAUCUACGAUAACGGUCAAUGGCGUCCGUGCACUGACGAUGAAGCAUCCGGCUCAAACGGUGGUCAACUCCAUCCAGUAGCUGCACACCUUUGGCUCCUCCUCCUGUCCCUCUUGAUGAAUCCCGUAGCUCCUCGCAAAUACGAACUCAACGAUUUCCGUUGCCAACAGUUACUCAAAUUACGUUCCAAUUUGAAUGACUACGUCAUCGAUCAAAUUCCACCGCUAGCCCAAUUCGAACAGUGGCUGGUGCAGCUUUCGGUUGUCGGCGCCCAUCAAGUUUGGCGUCAUUCAGGCCCCACCCAAAAGCCUUUCAUCCUAGAACUCGUGGCCGAAAUGAGACAGCUCUUGCUCAAACAGCUGGCCGUCAAAUGGACAGCCAUUCUUGAUGGACAGCGACAGUUUCUCAGUGACGAAUCACCCGAAACUGUUCAAAGGUUGGCGGCUAUUUAUGAUCCGGAACACCUGGAAACAACGUUCAACCAUUGCACUGCUAACGCAACUGUGCCAACAACAUCAUCAGCAGCUCAAAUCAAUCGCCAGACUUGUACGGCUACUUCGUCCUGCACUUUGUGCGACAAACAGGCACAACAUCGUUGCUCACGUUGCCGAUGUCAGCAUUAUUGCAGCAAGGAAUGCCAAGUAGCGGAUUGGCCGAACCACAAAUCGGAUUGCAAACCAGCGUUGAAACCCCUGACUCGACGGGAUGGAAACCACCUCCUCCUUCUCCAACAGUGACACACACACACACACACAAUCGUCGUAUUAACUUUCAAGCUACAUAGCAGCUGUUACGAGUUCCAAAGACCGCUUUUCUUUUUUUCUUUCCCGUUCUUAUCGUAAAAAAAAAAGAAAAACGAAGAGAGCACAAAUAUUUAAGAGUCAAGGGUGCGUGUUUCUUUUGAAACCCGGGCAAUCUGAUUUGGCACGUUAUUGCGUCUGUCGUUUCUCUUUACGUUUUCUUUUUCGUCCAAAAUCCAACGUCCCUCUUCCUUUCUGGACUUUUACCCCUCCGCAAAGAUUAAAUGACACGUUGUGUGUACCCUGUCUCGCUUUGCUGUUAGCCAAUAUUUGCUCGAUGAAGAAUUUUUUUUUUUUUGAGGCCCGGUUUUGUAUCAAUGGCCAGCAGCAGUCACUUGCGCAGCACCGGAUAUUUGAUGUUUUUUCCCCUCCAUUUUUAUUUGCCUACCGCAGUGUAUCCACACACACACACACUAUUGGCUUGUUUUUUUUUUUUUUUUCCUUCAAUAUGUUCGUUUUAUUGACUAUCCUCUAAAGCAAACGUGAGAACAGACGCUUAUUGCUGCGUCCAUUUCUGCCGGGAUUUCCUAAUCUCUCACUUUGGUGUCAGUCACACGGAGAGCAAACAACUUUUUUGGACACGCAUCGUAGCAUUUGUUCUUAUUGGUUAUUUAUCUUUGUUAUACCUUUGCCUCGUCGGCUGCAGUAAUCAAAAAUUGUUCACGGCAUACCCACAAACACGUUUCAUUUCUGGACAAGGACAUUUGUGUGUUUCUGAUCGUAUUCCACACUGCGUUUUGAGUUGUUAUCUCUUGGAAAUUAGGUCAAAGUUUACGAGUGAUAUUUAAUCGACAAUGUUUCUGCUUGUAGGAUUAAUACGCAUAAAUGUUUUAAACAUUUUUACCGAGCUUGUUUAGGGUUUGACAUGUGUUAGCAGACGAUAUCUCGUUUCAUGUUUCGCCAUUUGAAAUAGACAAACAUGAGUGAACAAGA
This is a messenger RNA of Daphnia magna, 2632 nucleotides long. RefSeq names its product zinc finger MYND domain-containing protein 10. The transcript has 6 exons. Gene Ontology annotation, cellular component: centriolar satellite; cytoplasm. Lineage: Eukaryota; Metazoa; Arthropoda; Branchiopoda; Diplostraca; Daphniidae. Gene Ontology annotation, biological process: inner dynein arm assembly; outer dynein arm assembly; motile cilium assembly. The record is from RefSeq and is a predicted model, not a curated record. Bases 425 to 1636 code for a protein of 403 amino acids.